This is a messenger RNA of Apodemus sylvaticus (European woodmouse), 6593 nucleotides long. RefSeq names its product CD93 molecule (gene Cd93). Gene Ontology annotation, molecular function: calcium ion binding. The record is from RefSeq and is a predicted model, not a curated record. Lineage: Eukaryota; Metazoa; Chordata; Mammalia; Rodentia; Muridae. The transcript is spliced from 2 exons. The coding region runs from base 465 to 2408 and encodes 647 amino acids.
GUCCCUAGCCCCCAAAGUCUCUGCUCACUGGACAGGAUGCCACUGGGGCUCUUUGUGCUAUGGGAAAGUGAACGGACUCAAAAUAAAGCAGCCAUAUCGCUUGGAUCCUCUGUACUCCCCACCGGGUUUCCACAGCUCUGAGCCAGAGACCUGCUCUGCUCUGCGAACAACAAAACCGUGAUGAAGGCAACAGGAGUCAGAAGGCUAUUCAUGGCAGGAAACCCCAGCAUCCGGUGAGAAAUAAGAAGUACCGGAGCACAGGAUGCGCCCUGGGUCAGGAGGACGUGAAAAGCCUCGAGUCUUUGUAACCUUCUCUGUGCCAGAGCUGUGGUAGUGUGACAGCGCCCAGCCCAGCCGUGUCGCCCUCAGCUCCCCUCAGAGCACAGCCCGGGUGUCAGGGUCCAGUGGCUGCUGCUGUCACUGCAGGGGAGUCUAGCCCCUCCCAGAAGGAGACACACAGAAGAAUGGCCACCUCAACUGGUUUGCUCCUGCUGCUGGGGCUGCUCGGCCAGCCCUGGGCAGGGGCAGCUGCUGAUUCACAGGCUGUGGUGUGCAAGGGGACUGCCUGCUAUACAGCGCACUGGGGCAAGCUGAGUGCCGCCGAAGCCCAGCAGCGCUGCAGUGAGAACGGAGGCAACCUUGCCACCGUGAAGAGCGAGGAGGAGGCCCAGCAUGCCCAGCAAGCUCUGGCUCAGCUUCUGAAGACCAAGGCACCCAUGGAAGCAAAGAUGGGCAAAUUCUGGAUCGGGCUCCAGCGAGAGAAGGGCAAGUGUACGUACCAUGAUUUGCCAAUGAAGGGCUUCAGCUGGGUGGGUGGGGGAGAGGACACGGCUUAUUCAAACUGGUACAAAGCGAGCAAGAGCUCCUGUAUCUCUCAACGCUGUGUGUCCCUGAUCCUGGACCUGUCCUUGACACCCCACCCCAGCCAUCUGCCCAAGUGGUAUGAGAGUCCCUGUGGGACUCCCGGUGCUCCAGGUAACAGCAUUGAAGGUUUCCUGUGCAAGUUCAACUUCAAAGGCAUGUGCAGCCCACUGGCGCUGGGUGGUCCAGGGCAGGUGACCUAUACCACCCCGUUCCAGGCCACCACCUCCUCUCUGGAGGCUGUGCCUUUUGCCUCUGUAGCCAAUGUAGCUUGUGGGGUUGAAGCUAAGAAUAAGACCCAUUAUUUUUUAUGCAAUGAAAAGAGUCCAGGACUAUUUCAUUGGGGCAGCUCAGGCCCUCUCUGUGGCAGCCCCAAGUUUGGUUGCAGUUUCAACAAUGGAGGCUGCCAGCAGGAUUGCUUCGAAGGUGGCGAUGGCUCCUUCCGCUGUGGCUGCCGACCUGGAUUCCGGCUGCUGGAUGACCUAGUCACUUGUGCCUCCAGGAAUCCCUGCAGCUCAAACCCCUGCACAGGAGGGGGCACGUGUCAUUCUGUACCACCCAGUGAAAACUACACAUGCCAUUGUCCCAGAGGCUACCAGCUGGACUCUAGCCAAGUGCACUGUGUGGAUAUCGAUGAGUGCCAGGACUCCCCCUGUGCCCAGGAAUGUAUCAACACUCCAGGCGGCUUCCACUGUGAAUGCUGGGUGGGCUACCAAUCCAAUGGCUCCAAAGAGGAGGCCUGCGAAGAUGUGGAUGAAUGUGCCGCUGACUAUUCACCCUGUGCCCAGGGCUGCACCAACACUGACGGCUCUUUCUACUGCUCCUGUAAAGAGGGCUAUAUCGUGUCUGGGGAAGACAGUACCCAGUGUGAGGAUAGAGAUGAGUGUUCAGAUGCAACGGGCAGUCCAUGUGAUAGUCUGUGCUUCAAUACAGAUGGUUCCUUCAGGUGUGGCUGCCCGCCAGGCUGGGAACUGGCUCCCAAUGGGGUCUCCUGUACGAGGGGCACUGUGAUUACAGAACUACCAGACAGGCAUCCCCAAAAGGAAGACAAAGACGACAGAAAGGAGAGUACUGUGCCUCCUACUGAAAUGCCCAGUUCUCCCAGUGGCUCCAAGGAUGAUGUCUCCAACAGAGCACAGACGACAGGUCUCUCCGUCCAAUCAGAUAUUCUCACUGCCUCUGUCCCACUCGAAAUAGCCGUCCCUAGUGAAGUAUCUGAUGUCUGGCUGGAGUUGGGCACGUACUUCCCCACGACCUCUGGCCACAGCAAGCCGACACAUGAAGAUUCUGUGGCCGCACACAGUGACAGUGACACCGAUGGGCAGAAGCUGCUUCUGUUUUACAUCCUGGGGACAGUUGUGGCCAUCUCACUCUUGCUGGCGCUGGCCCUAGGGCUCCUCAUUUAUCGCAAACGGAGAGCCAAGAAGGAGGAGAUAAAAGAGAAGAAGCCCCAGAAUGCAGCUGACAGCUAUUCCUGGGUUCCAGAGCGAGCAGAGAGCAGAGCCCAGGAGAAUCAGUACAGCCCAACACCUGGGACAGACUGCUGAAGACUCUGUGGCCUUAGAAACAGUCAGCUGCCACCACCUUCAGAGCUACCUUCUUAGAUGAGGGGGAGGCACAUCAUUCUGAAAGACUGGACUGGACUCUCAGCAAAAAUUGUGCACCUUCCCUUUAAGCACCGGGUGACUUGGGAUGGGCAGGUAUAAUCCGGGUGCCUUUGAUAUGCCUGGGGGUGAAAGUUGUGUGUUGGUUUGUCAUUGUGGGGAGUUUUGUGGCUAUUGACAGACCUGCUCACAUACCCUUUUCAAAUCCAAAAGCAACUGGUUCCUCUGGUUGCUAAUCAGGGCGUAAGGCGUCAGAGGGGUGGGGAAGGGUGGGGGAGGGGGCUUCAAAGACUUUUCUUAUCUCUUGAUUUACCAGAGAAGGAGCUACUGGUGCUAAUUACAAUGGAAACAGUUCCUUUCCUUCACAGGAUAGAAAGCAAAACCGACUAACAACUUAACUAGGUGAGGAUGCUCUACUGUUCCUAUAGGGACUUUUUCAGGAUGGCUGCCUUUGUAUACUUUUGCCUUCUGGCAUUUCCCCUCCAUCCCCCACCCCCACCCCCUUUCGGUAUUGUUGAAACUGUCAGAAUGAGAGGAAGUUCAACCAACGGCUUAGGGAGCAAGCAGGCAGGAAGUUUAGACGUUGUAUCCCCUCACUCUUAACUUUCAUAACUUGGCUAUAGUUCAUGGGCAAGUAAAGUUGCAAGUUGGGAAGUUGCUUCAAGUGAGUGAGAGGUCUUGGUAAAAGCAUCGUCCAGAGGGAGGCAGGCAGGGACUGAUUUAACAGAUAUUUGAAUGAAAAUAUCAGAAUGAACUGAUGCUAACACAUACUUGACUAUUGAGGAACAAUAACACCCCCUCCCCCCAAGAUCGUUGAAAUCUUUGAAUUAACACAAGCCCCGACUCCACUUCAGGGCACCCUGUCUCCCUUUACACCAUCCCUAACUGGGAAGCUGGGACCGGAGGCUCAGAAAGCCUCCGGAUGCUUUCAUUCUGACUGUAAGGACAGGAGAUGUGAGCCAGGUGAUGGGCUCUGUUUUAAAUACUUCCCGUUAAGUGCAGCUUAGCCACUUCACAGUUAAAAGUACAUCUGAAGGACUUGGGCCCUAUCUUGUGGAUGUGACACAAUCAGAGUCAAGGAUUAGUCAUGAAGAGGGUUCUCCUUUUUUGCUUAAAAAAAGGAGAUACAGGGGAAAGGGAAAGGGGAAGAGAGAACAGCUAAAAAAACGUUCAACUGUAAAAAUUGCUUAGAGCCAUCUUAUGAUUGACAUGUUUAUUUCAAAGUGUCCAUUUGCUUCCGGUAAUGGUGUUCCAGCUGCACAGGUCUGUCUGGGCCUGGAAGGCAGCCCUGGUGAGUCACUUCAGAAUCUCUGAGAGGCCCCAUCUCAGCUGCCUCUGCUGUUUGAAAAGCUGGGAUAUGGAAUGUGUCUCCAUCAUGAGAUUCAGAGUCUUUGUUCUCAGAUUAGAGUGUCCUUUUGUUUCUAGUGUCAAAAGCAACCAUCCCCCCAAGUUGAUAUCCAGGAAGCGAAGAUCAAUAACAAUCAGAUUCAAGGCCUUUGGAAAUAUCUUAGAGAAAGAUAUUACGAAAAUAUUUUUUUUGGUCAAUUUAAAAUGGACAUAUUUUCAUUAGUCUCUCUCUCUCUCUCUCUCUCUCUCUCUCUCUCUCUCUCUCUCUCUCUGAAAACCCAAAGUGGAGAGAGUAAUGGGGGAAAGAUUGGGCUCAGUGGGGUGCCUGAAAUAUGUGCAUUUAAAAAUCAUCUGACUUUUGGGUUGAAUUUUGGGUAUUUGGAACAGGAUCUCUGGCAAUAUUGCGAUUGGCAGCUAAUCCAUUACGGGGAGACCAGCGCCAUCCACUCAGAUGACUUUAGAUCCAUGGCAGUAUCUGCAUAUACAGACCCUAAAUGCAUCACUUUCACCUCCGGGCCCUUCAACUGCUCACCUUUAUGGCUGGAGGUGAGGAGGACCAUGACUGAGUCUAGGCUCCCCACAGCCUUGCUUGUCUAUGCUCAGGCUGCUGUGUGGGACUUAAACUGACCAAGAUGACUUAGGGGACAGACUGAGUUCUGUCCGUUCCCAGCACUCAGGGGUACAGGAUCCACUCUGUGAGACCCACUACAGGGAAGGGAACGAUGAGGAACAUAUUUCCUCAAAGUGUGCUUUCAGCAAGAGCCCUUCCUAUGCAGGCAGAGCUCUCUCAUCUACUGACAUGCCAAAGCCUUCAUUAGAACCAUACCUCAUGUGGCAAAGCCACUGGAGCCACUCACCGUUCCUAAAUGGGUGCUUUAUUCUUACAUCUAUUCUUGCUGUCCUCAUGCUUGAGACUGGAAAAUUCUGGGUUAAAGCCUCCAAGAGGCCAAGCAAUAAAUAAGUGAACUUCCCCCCCCUGGACCAAGGGUGUUAGGCUAGGCCUUACCUACCUAAGAAAUUAGUGAGCAGAGACAGAACACUCCCCUGCCUGUGAGGACUACUUGGCAACAGAAUUGUUUUAAGUCCAAACCUGGAAAAUCUGUAUUUUGAAGGGGCGUGCCUUCAGGUCUUCAGCCUUGCCAUCACUGAAUUGUAGGUGACAUUGCUGCCUUUUGCAUUUCCAGUGGUUCCAGCGAUGGAAGCCAGAGCAUAAGUGUUUUAGACACUAACUAUGUUAGACACUAGCUUUCCAGGACCCUUAUACCCCUAGUAUUAAAGAUAGAUGAAGCAACACCUCCCCACCCCCAGUAAUUUGAGGAAUUAAAAAAAAAAAGCCUCAGGAGCAUGCCCUGAACACUAUUUGCAAAGAAGCUAUAGCCCUAAUUUUCCCUGGUAUCUAGCAUGGCUUUGAUGCAAACCCAAAUGUAUGCAUCUUUAUCAUUACAACCACCACCACUACCACCACCACCACUACUACCACCACCACUACCAUCAUCCCUGUCACCACCACCUCAUGGUGCCAUGCAGCCUCAUGGUAUUUUAUUAAUGAAAGUAACUGGAUGAAUCCCACCCAGCUCUGACUGAGGAUAAAAAGGUCAGACAGAAGAGGAGCAGAAGGGAGAGAAGCGGGCUGCUUUUCUUCUGCUUCUUACCCAGGGAAAACCCAGCAAGCUUCUGAGAAGGUCUAUCCCGAUGCAUUCCCCAGAGCAAUGGAAAAUGUGGAAUGAAACACAAAUACUUUUGAGUACAUGUUCACUGUGCAGGGCUGCUUAGGAAGAAUUCUUUAUCUCCUCACGACGUUUUCCUCCGCUUUGAGCUCCUAACCAUGAGCUCUUGCGUGGACUGUUAUCACCAACCAAAUUUUCAAUAGGUGGAUGGGAUGGGAUCAUUAGGUCAUUUUGUUCCGCCCCUCUUUUCCCAUAAAUAUUUCUGGCAAAACUAAAGGAACAGAGAUGAGAUUUGACCAUAAAAGGGAGAAAAGGUUACUUCAUUCAAAAUAACAUAUUUUUGAAAGCAAAUAUAGGAAAACCUUUUCCUAUUAUUUUUCUUCUUAGCUUCUCCAUUGUCUGAAUUGGGAAAACAGGAAAACAUUGCUUUCUAGCACCUGCAAAAUGGUUUAAUGCCCCUGCAUAUUUCCAUGUCCUUCAACAAUAGAUUUAGCAUGGGAAUCUGAAAUUAGACUCUCUGAAAACAUCUGUCCCUUCCCCCGGUCCUAAAUCCAGGUUUUGAUUAUGUGUGGUUUGUGAAGCCUGUCAACCAAAGCAAGGGACAAACACACCUCAGUCCUCCACUGUAUGACCCCAUGACCCCUCAGGCAAAGGCUUGUUGGGAACUGCAUCACGACUCACCUGUUCUUGACAGUGCCCAUCUGUUUCAGGUGGGAUCCCUGGACACUUUCAUCCUUCCCAUUUUACCUGAAGUUCAUUUGCAGAUCAGGGAUUAAGCUUGAAUUGUGCGCUAGUCAGCCUUGCUCCCUGUUGUCACCGGUUAUUGCAAAUGUUAAUAAUCUCCCCUCAAGACCUCAGUAAGAACAUAAAUAUUUUAAAAUAUGUGCAUUUGAAAUAUGUUUUGUGGAGCCUGGAAACUAUGGGAUGCUCAGGCAGGACUGACUUUAGUCUUUUAGUGAAUGUUGCCCAGGAUGGCUCACAGGUUACAUUCCUCCUUAGACCUACAACAUCACAAUCUGAGGGGAGGCCCAGGGUUGCCUUUAAAAUGUGGGCGCUAUGUCAUGCUUUGAGCUUUCUGUUAUGCACCUCUCCUAAUAAACUCUGAAAAAAAAUA